CCAUCUGAAACCAUACUUACUGAAAAAAAUAAAACACACCAUGGAUUCUCAACAGGAGCAGCUGCACCAGCCAUUACAAAACUCCAUGCAUGGCCACCGGCAGCCACCGCAGACACCCGAGCUGUCUUCUUCAGAAUCCAGUGAUGCUGGCAGUGUCUAUGAUGUGGACUCUAAGCUUGAAAAAGUCUUGUUAGACAACGAGCUCCCAUAUUUCAAGCGUCUCCGACUGGCUUCAUGGAUCGAGCUCCGGCUGCUCUUCCACCUUGCCGGACCGGCGGUUUUCGUUUACUUGAUCAACAAUUUCAUGUCUUUAUCCACUCGUAUCUAUUGUGGUCACUUAGGCAACCUUGAGCUUGCGGCAGCUUCUCUUGGUAACAGUGGCAUACAGCUCCUCGCUUAUGGCCUCAUGCUAGGUAUGGGGAGUGCUGUAGAGACACUAUGUGGGCAAGCAUACGGUGCUCACAGGUACUCCAUGUUAGGGGUUUAUCUUCAAAGAUCAACCAUUGUACUUACCCUAACGGGGAUCCCAUUAGUGUUAGUCUAUGUGUUUUCAAAACCAAUCAUGAUCGUACUAGGCGAAUCCACGGCGGUGGCAUCGGGGACAGCGGUUUUCGUUUACGGUUUAAUCCCACAAAUAUUUGCUUAUGCCUUCAACUUUCCCAUACAAAAAUUCCUUCAAUCUCAAAGCAUAGUGAACCCAAGUGCUUAUAUCUCAGCUACUACACUCGUGGUGCACCUUGUUUUGAGUUGGUUAGCUGUGUAUAAGCUCGGUUUGGGGUUAAUAGGUGCAUCAAUGGUGUUAAGCUUAUCAUGGUGGAUCAUUGUGGUGGCUCAAAUAGUGUAUAUAUUGAGAAGUGAAAAGUGUAAGCUAACAUGGGAUGGUUUGAGCUUACAAGCCUUUUAUGGGUUAUGGGAUUUUUUCAAAUUUUCAGUUGGUUCAGCUGUGAUGUUGUGUUUGGAGAUUUGGUACUUGCAGAUAUUGGUUUUGGUUGCUGGUUUGUUGGAGAACCCUGAGGUUACAUUGGAUUCUCUUUCUGUAUGCAUGGGUAUAUCCAGCUUGUUGAUGAUGGUUUCGAUUGGGUUCAAUGCAGCUGCAAGUGUUAGGGUGAGCAAUGAGCUUGGAGCUGGGAACCCCAAAUCGGCAGCAUUUACAGUUAAAAUUGUCACUUUGGUUUCGUUAACCAUUGCUGUAGCGGAAGCUGUCGUUGUUUUAGCUUUACGCCAUGUAAUAAGCUAUGUAUUUACGGAAGGUGAGACUGUGGCUGAGGCAGUGUCGGAACUAUGCCCAUUCUUGGCCGUCACUCUUAUUCUUAAUGGGGUUCAACCUGUCUUGUCUGGGGUGGCUGUUGGGUGUGGAUGGCAAACAUUUGUAGCGUAUGUAAAUGUGGGAUGCUACUACGUUGUAGGGAUCCCACUGGGCUGUCUUUUAGGCUUUAUAUACCACCUUGGUGCAAAGGGAAUAUGGUCUGGGAUGAUUGGAGGAACAUUAAUGCAAACCCUCAUUCUAUUGUGGGUGACAUUUAGAACAGAUUGGAACAAAGAGGUGGAGACAGCAAAGAAGCGGUUAGACAAAUGGGAAGACAAGAGGGAGACUCUUCUCAAGAACUAAUUAUUGAAGGGAUUAUUAAGCUUUUGCCUGCAUAUGCAUCAAAACAAUGAAGAAAUUAAGGAAUCGAUUGACCCACCACAAUAAGCUAAAAUGCUAAUGCAAUUGCAUUUUGCUGCAUUAGCAUUUUUCUCAUACUACUAUCAAAUGGUUUGCUUACUCGUAAGAUGUUCAAAUGGCUACAUAAGCCUUGAAAUAUGGUUGUCGCUUGAACUCACAGCUGAGAGUGUAGAACCCUAGAGUUUGAUUGAUUACAUAAAGUAUAAAAUAAGCUUCCCAA
Messenger RNA from Gossypium raimondii (Peruvian cotton), 1886 nucleotides. Its product is annotated as protein DETOXIFICATION 40. NCBI's taxonomy places the organism in Eukaryota, Viridiplantae, Streptophyta, Magnoliopsida, Malvales, Malvaceae. Gene Ontology annotation, biological process: xenobiotic detoxification by transmembrane export across the plasma membrane. Gene Ontology annotation, cellular component: membrane. Gene Ontology annotation, molecular function: xenobiotic transmembrane transporter activity; antiporter activity. The record is from RefSeq and is a predicted model, not a curated record. The transcript is spliced from 7 exons. The coding region runs from base 41 to 1609 and encodes 522 amino acids.